UACAGUUCGCACAGAUCCAUCGAAGCAUCUCAACGGUGAAUUAUUCAUCGUAUUGCAUCAUGCUGUAUCGAUACAUAUUGAUUCUUCGUGUAAGUUUAGAACAAAUGUAUUCGUACAUCUUGGAAUUAGUUUUAGAAUUUCUAAUUUAUCGAAAUUCAUCGUCCGUCGAACGAUUGUGACAAACAAUCAUCCUGCAACUUUGAGGAAAACCACAAACUUUCCGAUACACCUCGUAGAACGUUCGAAACUCGAAAUGGCAAACAUCAGCGUUAAAAUCGUCGACGCGUCUAUUUUACCUUCGCUGUGUGAAAGUUUCACGAUCAUCGUCGAAUAUUAGUUUCGAUUCGGGGCGAUAUUAUCCCUCUUGCUAUCGCCACUUGCGACGCCAUUUGAGAAUUUCUCUUCUUACCGAGCAGCUCGAUAUAAAUAGACACCGAUAUACUAGACACCGCAGAACGCGUGACGUGUAGCCAAGGCGGGCCGAUUCGCUAUUUAAAUAAUCUUAAUUAAUAUCCACCGGCAUAAAUGGAAUGGAUGCUCGUCUAUUUACGAUCUUUCUCCUUCGCGAACACACCGUGGUCGUUCGAAACUCGGAAAGGUCUAAUAACAUCUGGUUUGGAAGAUCGAUCCGAUCGUUGUGUACAGGCCUUUACUUAGGCGCGUCCCUUACAUUCGCGACACGUGCUGCACUCGGAGAAUAGUCGCAGCAAAGUGUCCAAGCGCAAACGAACGUGAACGAUCGAACGAGAACUUAGGAGAUCCGCACGAGACUGGCAGAGAAAGAGAUAAAACGGGAGAAACAGACUCGGAGAAUUUUUAAAGAUCCUCUUUAGUUUCUAUCUCUGCGACGACUGCGUGAAACGACAUCGUUAACUUGUUGACCGGGCAACACGAAUUGGCACGUCGUUCGAAUAAUAUCUUUAUCUAGAUUUGCCCCGUCUUUUUACCUACGAAGGUUACAGUUCAAUGUAUCUCCGAUUCAGCUCGUCGUUUGGCUGCUAAUUUUUAACAACGUAAUUAUAGAAACUCGUGGUUAGGAGACACGCCGUUUAACAGGUUAACGCACGUAGAUUCGCCGUGGCAAACGCGAUCACCAGCAACGUUACGAAUUGAACGUAAUUCUCCGCCGUAUCGUUCCGUUCUCGAGAUCUCGUUCGUACACGGAGACCGGCCAAGAGACGCUUAGGAUUCGCAGAACGAUCUGGAAACGAGCGAGGCUAAUUUCUUGGCAACGAUAGCGAUAGCGCCUAACCGACUUAUCGCUGCCUCUCUGCGAAAUACCACGAUAUUCGAUCAAUACGUGCAGGUAUUCGACGCACAGGGUGCACACGCGUUUCAUUCGCGUGGAAAGGGGCUGCUGUUUGGCGGUUUCAGCGCGUCAGUCGGCGAGUGGAAAAACCGAAAGGACGAAUUUCGAAACAGGGAGAAAGCACGAGGAUAAAACGCACCCGUAUACCUACGGGUGGUUGAAACCUAAAUGGAGGGGAGAACGAGGCAACGGGAAUCUACCUACCUGAGAAACCUUCGGGAAAGUGGGCUAAACACUGUGACAAGGCCCAACCGUCUCCUAUGUCAUGCGAUUUAUCUGCAAAACUAGCGAAUUAUCGUCGUGAGCGUUUCGUUAUCGUCGCUCACGGAUGAGCCAGCUGCUCUUCGAAAGAAAACACCGCAUAACGAUAAAUACAUAUCGCAUUUGGAAUUCUAAUCUAUUUGUUUCGUCGUUCCAAGUACGAGUUAGAGUAUAGGUACUAUCGCCGACAAUUCGGUGGCGCAAUAAGAAAAAUGUCGGGAAUGGGUAAAAGGACGUAUCUUCGCGAGGUGAACCCCUACCUUAUUUGUCCGUUGUGCAUAGGAUAUCUUAUAGACGCGACUACCGUCGUCGAGUGUUUACAUUCGUUUUGUAGGAGCUGUAUCCUCAAGCAUCUCAACAGGGAAGCUUACUGUCCUUCUUGCAAACAUGUCCUCAACAAAGCCAAGCCGAACAUCAAAGCGGACAAGGCGUUGCAAGAUAUCGUGUACAAAUUGGUGCCUGGACUGUAUCACAAAGAGAUGCGCAGGAGAAGAGAAUUUUACAAAAAACAUCCUGAACAUGCGGAUUUAGCGACACCGGAACAGCGCGGAGAAGACGUGAGCGGAAGGUUGAUCUUCGCUCCAGAAGACGCAGUUAGCUUAAGCUUAGAAUAUCUACCGCCUGGGGCAGAUCCUCUGACCAUCCUUCUUAGCACUAACGACGACACCAACAACUCGAACGCAUCUAACAAUCAAAGUAAUAGCAGUAACAACGGUAAUAAUAAUAGCAAUAGCAACGGCAUCGGCAAUCACAGCACAAAUACAACAAGUAACAGGCGCUACCUUCAGUGUCCGGCACUUGUGACUAUCGCGCAUUUAAAGAAAUUCCUAGCUUUGAAAUACAGCGUCGAUAUGACGAGAUACAACAUCGAAAUUUGCCAUCGACGUGCCCCGCUGCCGGAACACUGGACCCUCAUGGACGUCGCUUACAUUUACGCGUGGAAAAGGAACGCACCGAUGCGAUUUUUUUACCGAGUAGCGUUGGAAGAGCAGAGGUUAGAGGCACCUCCUCAUGACAGGCCAUCCACACCAGGUUUAGGUGCUAGUUUGCCUCCCGUUGACGCAGUAACGCGAGAUGACGAUAACUCGGACAAUCCUGAGAACGGCAUCGAAGCUAAGCCGGAAGCAGAGCUUUCGAACGAUACUGAGCAGAAACCUGCGUUGGACAAUCAGAGCAAAGUCUCGAACGAGAAACCGCGCUCUCCGAGUCAUCAAGUGCCCUCGAAUGAAACCAAGGAAGAGACUAGUAAAGAGGAACAACCGUCGAGUACGGUAACAACGUCGACAAGCGCUACGUCGACGACGGUUUCUGUAACAUCGACAAAUAGCACAUCGACGACGACGGCAACCGACACGAUUGCCUCGUCCGCGUCCGCGUCCGCGUCCACGUCCACGUCAACAUCCACGUCCACGUCAACAUCCACGUCCACGUCAACAUCCACGUCCACGUCAACAUCCACGUCCACGUCCACGUCAACAUCCACGUCCACGUCCACGUCCACGUCCACGUCCACGUCCACGUCCACGUCAGAUAGCGAAACUAAACAAAUUAAAACACCUAUCAAAAUAUUGAAGAAUCCAGACGGAAGGUACGAAGUCUUAAGAAGCCCGCCAGGUAGUUGGAAUUCGAAAGAACAGAGUGCUAGGAGUAUCGAAACGAAACCAUCGAAUCCAGAAUUUAGUGUCGUGAGUAUAGGCAAUGGUCAGAAUUCGAACGGAGUGAAGAUCACGUUGAAGCAAUGUACACCGAACAAUUCGAGUCCGAACAAGCCGAAAGUUAUCAGCAACGUGUUACUGCAUUGCGGUCAGGUUGACAAAGAUAACCCUGAUUCGUUAGUGAUUCAGCAGCUUCACAGAGAUAAAGAGAAACGUCAGACAGAGAAGCAGGAGAAACAAAAGAGGAGGGUAACUUUCGUGGAACGAUCUAUCCCUGAGAAGACGGUGGCCAGUAACGCGUUAAAGAGUAUACAAAAGAAACCAGGGGAACAGCAGGAGAAGAAACAGUUCCUCCAAGGUUUCCAGUUGACAGCCAGAGAGUCAGCAUCCGAAAUGGCUUUAGAGUCUUCCUCUAAGUUUAACGAAGCGAAUACCAACAAUGAGACGAAUGAGACGCGAAAGAAGGGCAAUGCCACGUCGAAGAAGGAGGACGGUAUAGCGACAGAGACUUUGAAUAAUGUAAAUGAGAACUCAAAGAAUAAAAGCAACAACGAGAACAUUGGGGUAAAUGCGAGUGGGAACGCUGCGAGUGCGAGUAAACGGGUUGCAACUAUGGCCGGAAUUGGCAACGCGCGAGUGAAUGCAAAUAAACAGUGCAGUGACGUAGAUAUGUGCACAUUUGGAUACUCGAAGAAUACGAACGUAGGUAUGAACAUCAACGUAAAUAGCAGUCCCGCGAAGAUGGAUGUGUAUACGUUUUCCAACGACCCACCGGUAGUUCCCGCGGGAGCUGUGAAAAGGAAAUGUCCGCCAGGUCUACCGAUCUUCGAUAUCAAGAAAAGGAAGCAUAUUUCGAGCCAAGUGCCGAAAAAGCAAACUCAAGUACAUCCGCCUGCAGUCGUGCAAAACAACGCCAAGUCACCUCGAAAACUUCCAAUGGAGCACGUUAUUUCGGUGAAACGGGCGAACAUAGUCGGAGAAGCUGGUCCUAGUCGUGCACCCACGACACCAAGUACGAAAUCUUCGCCGACUCCGGUACUUUCCAACGACACAAGGAAUAUAUUAGACGGCUGCGGAUUGAACAUUCCUGCGAGCCUCAGUAUAACUCUGACAGCGCCAAAAUCACCCGCGAACAAUGUUGGAUUUACCGAACCAAAUGAUUCCAAAGAUAAUCGAAAGAAUACGCUGGGAAAAGUCAGUCCCAGUAUAACUCUUAACGAUAGAUCGGUCGAUCCACGAGUACUGAAAGCCUUGAAGACGGGACAGAUUAGAAUGCCCGCACCGUCGAAACCAAGGCAGCCUAAGCAAUCGGAACGCGAUGCGAACCAACAACGGCAGGCGUCGUCCGCUAAACGAGAAAGGGACCAGGAAUCGAGAGACAUUUUGGACCUCAGCGGAGGGAAGAAGAUGGACAUACACCCGUUAAGAAUACCACAGCCAGUAACGAAACUUAAAGCAAAACCGACGAUCAGAGAAAUGCCAAAUAUCUCGGAUCAGGGACAAGUUGUAACGCUCGUUGGUGGCCAUAGGUAUUAUCGUGCGCCACCAGGUUCUUUGACUCCAGCAGCGCAUAGAGUGAACGAUUGUCCGCUUCCAACGCCUUCGAGAACACCAGUUUACGCUCCUGGAUUCUCCAGUCCUUUAAACAACAGCAGGUACAACACAAAUCUUUCAUCCGUUUUUCCCAGUCUGCAAAGUCUGUAUGCCUUGAGCCAAGCACCGAAUCUUCAGCAGUUUCAGACAGACGCGAGGCUAAGGCUACCUCGAGGGACGGACGCUAAUUCCACCAUAUCUAACAACGAUAAUCGAAAUAUGAACGCUAAUGUAUCCGGGAAAAGUCAUCUAGCUGCCCAAUGCGCGCCAGUGAAACCGGUAAGAUCGUCUGUGGCGCCUUUGGCUGUUGCGAUACCUAAACAACAACAACAAUCGAACGAUAAAUCAACGUGUAUAAACAAAUCUGUCUCGAAUGAGAUUAGUAAAACACCUGUGUUUCGCGGUAACGAAUCUCUCGACUCCACGGAGUCUGGUCAACAAUUGUCCGUCCAAACCAAGUACUCGUCGGCCGCGGAAUCUAACAAUCGAUACCCGCCGCGAGCUACCAAUAACAGCAACAUGAACAACGAAAACAAAACGUCUACUGAAGCGACUCGUAAUUGUAGUUUGGAAACUACUAAUGAUGCGAGAAAGGAACCGGACAAUUCGUCACGGCAGACGCCUCAUCGCGAAGCAGCCAGUCCAAGAGUAUCAUCUACGGCUUCUCCGUCACCACCACCUGGAGAUACUAACGCGAAUACGAUUAACGAAACUACCAGCGGUCAUACCGAUAAUAUGAACACCGCUUCCAAUGGAAUAGACAACGAUCUACCUGCACCGAGUCCGACGAAGAAGAACAACGCAGGUGCGGAGGUAUCGAGUAGCAAAUCGCCUGCUAGUCCAGACUCUAGUUCGGUAACUAUCGAAAGUCCUUCCAGCAAAAGCUGCACCACGGUGGAACAAGGAUGCCCUUCUCCCUCACAAACGUCAGAUACGGUCAAAUCAUCGGAGAAUUCGACAAAGGUUGAGAAUAACGUCACAGAAGACUCGACGAACGAUAACGAAAACAAAGCUUCCACCGAGCAACCUGCCACGAAACAAUUGACUUCGGAGAUUUUUCAAAAAAGGUUUCUAGCCGCGUUUCCUUCUAACGAAUGGGCAAAUAACCCGAUAGCUGCGGAACACUUAGGCAACUUCUUGAAAAGUUUGAACGCGUCGAUCAAAUCAGAGAAUAAAAUGGAUAGCAAGGGAUCGGAAAAGGUCGAGAGCCAACUCGCGUGUAACGAUGCAACGCGUUUAAAUAACGAAGUGUCAUCGAAAUCUCGAACAGACGUUACCGAAUCAUCGUAAAUACAAGCAUUGAUUUAAAGAUGAAUCGAACACUUCCUCUUUAAACGAAGAAUACAUCAGCUACAUCACUGCCAGAUACCAAUGUAAUGUUAUCGAAUGACUCUUAGCGUGGAUAUGAGUACCAAUUUCUAAAUAAUUGAAAUGCUUUAAGGUCUUAUUAGGGGAAUACGGCAUACGCAUGCUGUACAAUACAGGGAAAAUACAGCACAGAUGCUGGAAAUUUUAUUUUUUCAAAUUUUUUAAGGCCAUACGUCCUUCAAGAAAUUUCAUCCAUAUGUGUAGUUGCUUUGUCGAAACAACAAUGUUCCACGAGUCGCUCGAUUUCAACUAAAAAUAUCAUUUUAAGUGAUUAAUGGACAAAAAUAUGUUUGUCAAAUAUGAUUGAUAUUAUUCGUAGAUUGAUUUUACUUCUAAUGUGAAAAUUGUUCCUACUUCGGUCCACACUAUGAUUAUGCGAAAGCAGAACGUUCAUCGAAGUACCUCGCAAUUGUGUAAAAAUUUGUUGUCAAGAUUUUAAUUUUCGAUUAUUCAAACUCAAUGAUUGAUUAGGUGAAACUCAAAGCUAAUCAGCACAACGAAAAAUCGAAUAGCCGAUACCGAACUUGCUUUCCUAUUCGUUUAACAAUUAUAAAACGUGUACGUAAUAAGAAACACAGGGACCGAAAUUAAGAAAGAAAAGAAGUCGAAGAAACUAAAUACAAUUAUUUCUGCAACGUAUGAAUGAUAUCUAUGCUGUUGUUCUUUCGUUAUUUACUUUCGUACGUUACGUUUCACUAUGAGUUGAUAUUAUGUAUAUGUUGUAUAAUAAUUGUUAUGUUAUGCGACUGUAUUAUAUUAUAUAUAUUAUUUCCUUA
Messenger RNA from Bombus huntii, 6962 nucleotides. Its product is annotated as serine-rich adhesin for platelets-like. The record is from RefSeq and is a predicted model, not a curated record. The transcript is spliced from 6 exons. Bases 1783 to 6108 code for a protein of 1441 amino acids. Lineage: Eukaryota; Metazoa; Arthropoda; Insecta; Hymenoptera; Apidae. Gene Ontology annotation, cellular component: PRC1 complex. Gene Ontology annotation, biological process: negative regulation of transcription by RNA polymerase II. Gene Ontology annotation, molecular function: promoter-specific chromatin binding; metal ion binding.